Messenger RNA from Gracilinanus agilis (Agile Gracile Mouse Opossum), 3589 nucleotides. It is a transcript of the gene PCMTD1, whose product is annotated as protein-L-isoaspartate (D-aspartate) O-methyltransferase domain containing 1. The transcript has 6 exons. Gene Ontology annotation, molecular function: protein-L-isoaspartate (D-aspartate) O-methyltransferase activity. Gene Ontology annotation, biological process: protein modification process. The record is from RefSeq and is a predicted model, not a curated record. Lineage: Eukaryota; Metazoa; Chordata; Mammalia; Didelphimorphia; Didelphidae. The coding region runs from base 212 to 1285 and encodes 357 amino acids. Gene Ontology annotation, cellular component: cytoplasm.
GGGCCCCGCCGGCGACGUGGUGGGUUGGGCCGAUGUAUUGGAGCUGCUGCACUACCUACUUGGGGCGAGUGAGAGACGCUGGGGGCAGGAUUAACUUUUUUUUUUUUAGAUUUAAUGUUCUGUUGAAAGAAAAACAAAUCAAGUUCCCUUGUACUGAUUCUGGACAUUCUGCCAAUGUUUUUCAAAUUAAUAAUUUAAUUUGAAUAUCAUCAUGGGAGGAGCUGUGAGUGCUGGGGAAGACAAUGAUGAUUUAAUUGACAACUUAAAAGAAGCUCACUAUAUUCGUACUGAAAGAGUGGAGCAAGCAUUUCGAGCUAUUGAUAGAGGAGAUUACUAUUUGGAAGGCUACAGGGACAGUGCUUAUAAAGACUUGGCUUGGAAGCAUGGAAACAUCCAUUUAUCAGCACCUUGCAUUUAUUCUGAAGUAAUGGAGGCACUGAAACUUCAACCAGGAUUGUCUUUUCUUAACCUGGGAAGUGGAACCGGAUAUUUGAGUACAAUGGUGGGCUUAAUUUUAGGUCCUUUUGGAAUAAAUCAUGGAAUUGAACUUCACUCAGAUGUGGUGGAAUAUGCUAAGGAAAAACUCGAGAGCUUCAUCAAAAAUAGUGAUAGCUUUGACAAAUUUGAGUUCUGUGAACCAGCAUUUGUGGUUGGUAACUGCCUCGAGAUAGCAUCUGAUAGCCAUCAGUAUGACCGGAUUUAUUGUGGAGCUGGUGUCCAGAAAGACCAUGAAAACUACAUGAAAAUAUUAUUGAAAGUGGGAGGUAUUCUAGUCAUGCCUAUAGAAGAUCAGUUAACGCAAAUUAUGCGAACUGGACAGAAUACCUGGGAAAGUAAAAACAUCCUUGCUGUUUCUUUUGCUCCAUUAAUACAACCAAAUAGGAAUGACAAUAGCAAACCAGAUUCAGUGGGAUUACCUCCUUGUGCUGUCAGGAACCUUCAAGACUUGGCUCGGAUUUAUAUUCGACGUACACUUAGAAACUUCAUAAAUGAUGAGAUGCAAGCCAAGGGUAUUUCUCAGAGGGUUCCUCCCAAAAGAAAAAGGAAGAGAGUUAAACAAAGAAUCAACACAUAUGUGUUUGUGGGCAAUCAACUUAUCCCUCAGCCUCUAGACAGUGAGGAUGAUGAAAAAAUGGAAGAAGACCACAAAGAAGAGGAAGAGAAAGACCAGGGUGAAGCCUUGAAGCCAGAGGAACCCCCUCAAAAUCUAUUGAGAGAGAAAAUCAUGCGAUUACCCCUGCCAGAGUCUUUAAAAGCCUAUUUGACAUAUUUUAGAGAUAAAUAACUCAUGUGAAGUAGAAAAGAUACCUAGUAAUAAUUCCUUUUUUUUAAAUGUAGCAUUUGUUAAGAAAUGAAUCAAUAUACACAAUUGUGUCUUCCAGUAAGACAGAAUUACAAUGAAAACCAUAGCCAAUUUCUGUCUUAAAAUAAGGAAGACUUAGAUUUAACAAAAGUCCCUUUUAUAAAAUCUAUUUUUCUUUACAUUUUGAAAAAAUGCUAUUUUAACCCAGAGAGAUACCCCAAACUAAUCAAGACUUUGUGCAUGGGUAAAGAAAACCAACCCCCCCCUUUUUUUUUAAACCUAACAGAUUUGUAUUGGGUGAAGGGUAGAUGAAAUUUUAUAUCUGGUUAAGUAAUAAUUUGUUCAUGUAUUCUGGUUCAAAAAGCUAUUGUUGGCAUUUUUUCUAGGAAGAAUUUUAAAAAAUGAAGACCUACUUCUAAUAAUGACAUCAAACUCUUUGUAGACUUAUUUACUAUACUUCUGUUGCAAUCAUUAUUGCUGGGUUGUUAUAGAUGUAUUCCGGGUAAUACAUAAGUGCAAUAACCGAGUACAAAUACUGAAAAAGUUGGCUUUAAUAAAAAUUCAAUGUCUCUGGUGAUCAGACAGUUCUGCUACUUUUACAUUUGUAGCUACUGCCAAAAGACCUAAGGGGUGGGAAAUUACUGUUUUCUCUCAUAGAGACAACUUAGGGAACAUCAUGCUAAUAUUAAAGCAGAUAUAUUGUUAAUGUAGCUCUUAGUUUGUAUGAAUAUGCUACAGUUUCAGUAUUUAUAAAUAAUGAGAAUAUCUGAUUCUUGGGAGCUUUAAAAGACUGCAUAUUGAGUUCUUUUAUAGCUCAUGGUAAUAAUUGUCACAUUUGGUAAAAAAAAAGUCAUGUUCUACAUUCGAUAUUUUAAUAGAAUAGGAAAUGAAUAAACAUUAGCUAUUCUUCCUUGGAUCAUUGUAUUAGCAGGGCCUUUUAGGUUUGUUAAGCAGAUGCACUUUAGUAAGUGGAAUUUAAACUUCUGAGUAUUUUUCCUUUUACAAGGUAGGGCUAUAUGGGCGUAUAUAUGCUUCUGGACACAACUUUCUAAUGUAAAACAAUUUUCACAGAGAUCUUAAUACAUUUGUUUUUUGUUUUUGCUUUUGUCUGUGUACGUGUGCAAUUUUUGUUUAAGAUUUGUAGGAUAAUUUGGGACCUACUAUGUGCUCAUUUAGAAUCCUUUCCUUUUAUGCUUUUUAUUGGUUUGGGGAAAUUAUUGCUGUUUUCACCUUAGCUUGAUGGAUUGCUUUUUAUAAGAAGCCUGUCUAAUAUUUGAAUCUUAGUUGUAAGCAUAUCAGUGAAAAAUUAGAAAAUUUAGUAAAGUAUGUUAUAAAAGCCAUUAUGAACAGAAAUAUAUAUUUUUUUUAUAUUGGGCCCAAUGGAAGUCAUUCCUUAGCAAGAUAACUUGCAUGUAAUUACUACUGAAAUAAUAGUAUUACAUCAAUUAUAUUUUUAAAUAAUGAAACACAGUACAUUGCCCUGUUAUUACCACCAGCAUCACCACCACAGUUAAAAUAUGUACUGAUUGUAUUUGCUCAAGGAAACUAGCCAAUAUGAACAUGGUAUAACGGGUUUAUUAUCUGUCUCUGAAGAUUCAAAUAGUAGUAACACAUAAAUCCACAAAUUUAGCUCUACUGUACACAAUCUAAAAUUAGGUAUGUAGAGUGUUUUAAGUUUCACUUGCCUACUUCACUAGCUUCACUUGUUAUAAAUAAGAGGGUCUUAGUAAUAGUUAAAAGGUUAUUUCCCAAAAGGUCUGUAUUUUGUAUCUCUGAGGAAAUAUAGAUCUACACAUUCUUCUAUAAAAUUAAAUAAACUAUUUAACUGUUAUUGGAAAGUAAUAUUCUAGUAAAUUAUAUUUACUGGAAUAACACUUGAAGUUUUUUUUUUAAUAAGGCAAUUGCAUUUAGAAGUUUUUAUAUAUUGUAGUAUUAGAGUAAAUUUUGAAAUAUUAAACUACUAAGCAUUUGUCUUUUGAUUUGGAUAUUUUCUUUCUGGUAAAAUUUCAUCUUAACUUCAGUUGCUCAACUAUUUUCUAAAAGAUCUGGGGAAUUUACAUUUUGUUCCUUUAUCUUUCUUUUGGAACCUGCAGCCAAUAAUUAAAAGUACAAAGGUGUUAAUUUUAAUGAUUCACCUCCUUAAGAAAAAAGCUUUCUUUUAGGAUGCAUGUGAAGACUUGACUUAUUUUUCUUUGCAUUUCAUUCUGUUGUAUACUUGAUAAGAUGGACAAUAAAUAGAUAAGCAAGAUUACUUGAUGUUUAAUGUUUGUCCUUGAAAUGAUCUUU